Messenger RNA from Numida meleagris (helmeted guineafowl), 423 nucleotides. RefSeq names its product G protein subunit alpha transducin 2 (gene GNAT2). Gene Ontology annotation, cellular component: heterotrimeric G-protein complex; photoreceptor outer segment; photoreceptor inner segment. Gene Ontology annotation, molecular function: GTPase activity; G-protein beta/gamma-subunit complex binding; GTP binding. The transcript has 3 exons. NCBI's taxonomy places the organism in Eukaryota, Metazoa, Chordata, Aves, Galliformes, Numididae. The annotation marks the transcript as partial. The record is from RefSeq and is a predicted model, not a curated record. Gene Ontology annotation, biological process: detection of chemical stimulus involved in sensory perception of bitter taste; adenylate cyclase-modulating G protein-coupled receptor signaling pathway.
UGUCCCCGCAGCUACCUGAACCAGCUGGACCGCAUCACGGCCCCCGGGUACCUCCCCAACGAGCAGGACGUGCUGCGCUCCCGCGUGAAGACCACCGGCAUCAUCGAGACCAAGUUCUCCGUCAAGGACCUCAACUUCAGGAUGUUCGAUGUCGGGGGGCAGAGAUCGGAGCGCAAGAAAUGGAUCCACUGCUUCGAGGGGGUGACGUGCAUCAUCUUCUGCGGGGCGCUGAGCGCCUACGACAUGGUGCUGGUGGAGGACGACGAAGUGAACCGCAUGCACGAAUCCCUGCACCUCUUCAACAGUAUAUGCAACCACAAGUUCUUCGCCGCCACCUCCAUCAUCCUCUUCCUCAACAAGAAGGACCUCUUCGAGGAGAAGAUCAAGAAGGUGCACCUCAGCAUCUGCUUCCCCGAGUACGAC